Archocentrus centrarchus (flier cichlid) is the source of this 812-nucleotide messenger RNA. RefSeq names its product ciliary microtubule inner protein 5 (gene cimip5). Bases 272 to 685 code for a protein of 137 amino acids. The transcript is spliced from 3 exons. The record is from RefSeq and is a predicted model, not a curated record. NCBI's taxonomy places the organism in Eukaryota, Metazoa, Chordata, Actinopteri, Cichliformes, Cichlidae.
AGACUUUACUACAUACAUGCGGGCUUAUGCUGUUAUUAUUUGGGUAUUACCUGCGGACAGUCGCACCUGGAACAUGUAAACAAACAUCACCAGUUAAGAGGAUCGCCAGUUUUAAACCGGAACACCGGAAGAGCGUUUCCAUGGAAAAGUAAACAAAACGACUUAAAUCCUGGCAGUGAUUUCAUCCACUCUCAUUUGAUUGAUCCAGUAACUGGUCUGUGCGUAGUUGAAAAGCUAAACACCUGCAUUCCUUAUUAAUCCAGCUACCGCGAUGGACUUGAAACCUAUUACGCGCGCGUCCUCUACAGGAUACCGGCUACCGGGGCGAGCAAUGGGGACCAGAGCGACAACUGAGGGCCUGUCGGGCACGGCACGAUGUAAAGGACAGGCGGCGCAUGGCGACAAGGAUGACCCAGUUAAACGGGACCAGUUUUGGAGGGAGAUGGUAUGGAGGCAGAGGAGAGCAGCCCUGGAAUGGGAGGAGAACUGGGACAGCAACAAGGAAUUUUAUCAGACGGGACUUGUGAAGCCGGAGGAGCCUUUGCCAAACUACGUGUCACUCUUCUCUGAUCACGUUCCCAACACUGCCAACCAGAUAGUUGGUAGCAGACUGUACACUCCGCUGGGACGUGAAUUGGUUAGACUGGACAGGCUGAUACUCUGGCCAGCAGGCCGGUGCAAAUGACCCAGAGCUGACACUCGGUUAGGCCACUCUGGACACUCAAACAGAAUUGCAGAAACAAGCACAAAACAACUUGAAAGCAAGAAUAAAGUGGCUUAAACAAACCAAUAAAAAAAAAUAGCACAAACUG